AUGGCCAAUUUCCAGUCCACUGCCUCUGUUCCCCAGGGAUUCUCCGUUUACCAGCCUAUGCUCGGUGCCCCUCUGCAGUUCUUCCCUGCUCUCGGAACCAAGCAUCUCGAUGAUUUGAUGGACGCUUACUUCCCUGGCCCCGCCUCUAUCAAGGAGAAGCGCGCCACCAUCUCUCUCGACUUCCUCGACCACAUCCAGAGGACCGGCGAGACCUUCAAGUUCUACGCCGUCGCUGGCUUUGUUGCUUCUCCUGAGUCUCCUGCUAGUGUCUCCACCUCCUCUCUCAAUGUCAGCCCUGUCACCUCAAAUUGGGACUGGAGUUCCAUCAAUGGCUCGUCCACCCCUCAGACCUCUCGCAAGGCCAGCACCGCUUCCUCGCGUCAACAGCAGCCCGCUGGUGAUUUCUCCCACAUGCCUGGGAUGAAGAUCAUGACCAAGGAGGGUGUUGAUGUCACCAACUCUGCUUCCCGCGGUUCCAAGACCAAGGAGCAGCGCGACCAUGCCCAUCUGAUGCGCAUUAUCAAGGCCUGCGACAGUUGCCGAAAGAAGAAGAUCCGAUGCGACCCCAGUCAUAAGAAGCGCGGUGGUGCCUCGCCGGUCGCUGCUCCAUCGACCGCCAAGGUGGUGAAGAAGACCAAGGCGACGCGACAGGAGCCAACUGUGGCCAAGGCCCUCCCACUGGCCAUGGAAUCAGUGCCACCACCUGCACCUUCAAUAGACUUCGACUUCUCUCUUACACCUGAUCUUGACACAUUCAUGCCCCUCGACUUUGCCCAGCAACAGCCUUGGGAAGACCUUAUCCAAUAUCCUGUUGAGGAGGUCGACGAUAACUACGACUUCUUCUUCGACCCAGAGGGCUACAUCUCAUCCGAGUCCGCCAGUUUCUCUACCCCCGAAUCGCAACCAAUCCGCCACUCUAUUUCGCCAAACUCGAUUCACGAGAACGUGGUUUCUGGUCUUCAGGAAGCAUAUGCUGGCACCGAUUACUUCAGUGUUGAUCAACAUGCACUGAAUGCUACCCCGGCAGCCGACUUCAACAUUCCUGUCAACACCGACUACACCGACUUCAACCUAUUCUCACCUCAAUCUACCUUCUCAGAGGAUGAUCGCAUGCUCUCAGUUGCAUCAUCGACACCCUCUAGUGCAUCGGGUGAAAACCUCGAAAGCGAUCUUGCACGCUAUAGCGGUGCUGCGCAAUCACCAUUAAUAUAUGGUGGCGAUGGCCUCGAUGUACAUGGCACGAUACACCUGCCAAGUGAGGCAGAACAAUUGGUAGUCGGCGAUGGCCAGGAUCACAAUAGGUUACUAUCUCGCUCGACCGAUCACGGAACGCUUGGUUAUAGGACGUCAGAUCAUCUGAAUGCAUCUGCGAUCCAAUCUGCGUCUGCCGAUCUGAUGGUACGCGAUGGCCACACGGUACCAUCCAGCCGAUCUGAGCAAGAAACAUUUGCGGCAAGCCCGCAUAGUGUAUCAUUUGCCGAUAGCAUUCACUCGGAGAGCACUGGAUCCCAGAUUCUUUCCACGCCUGAGUUGAGCGACAGCGUAUCAUCUCUCAGCAGCAGCCGUGGCUCGCAAUCACCAUUGGUGGCUGGCCUUGACGAAUAUGCAUUCACUGGCGUUGACUCCGUUGCUGAGCCACGAGAAAUAACGAACCUAGAAGCCGUGUCGAGGCGUAGGAACAUUGUACAAGAAGCAGCAUAUGCUGGCGAUCAACAUAUUGUUGGCGAUGAUCAACCUGCGGCAACGCAUGCGGUCUUCGCAAUUCGGGAACAAUCGCGCGCGGCAACGUCGCACGAUAAUUCUCACUCCUCCGUUGAUCUGCUACAAAUGCAACAGCCACAGCGCUUAACCGCUGUAGAAGCAAAUGCGAAUAGCCUUCAAUCCGCCGCCGCCGCUCAAGCUGGCCGUGCCGACCGAUCCGCUGGCCAGUCGUCUGUUCACCUGCCAGCAGUUUUACUUUGUCACGGCCACGGCCUUAUUCAAAGUAAGCUGCCGACAAGUACGAAUGCUCCACUGCCGUCAGAUCCACGGGUCAAGAUAGCAUUCUACGGCCUAACGCUGCUUGUGGCCCAGGCUGCUUCAGCGUGGAACUUGAUUAUUGCGAUGGCGAUUGCCAGCGUGGUAGCAGUUUCUUGUCUCAGCCAAGGAUGGUUGUCGACCAAAUCGACGAAACACAAAGCUCUGAGGGCAUCUCAAAGCCUUCUGUCGACCGUCACUUGCGAGGUGAAAGCCUCAAGAUCGACGAACAAGUACAUGCAUGAGCAUGUACCGCUACUUGGACGUCAAUUGGUCCAGGCUCUCUAA
Molecule: messenger RNA, 2304 nt
Organism: Clonostachys solani
Lineage: Eukaryota; Fungi; Ascomycota; Sordariomycetes; Hypocreales; Bionectriaceae
Source: the annotation of a GenBank genome assembly